UUUAUAGUUUAACUCUAUGAUUUAGUAUAGAGAUAGAUAGAUAUACAUAUACAUACACGCAUGUGUGUUUAGUCUGCAAAAUAUCGAGAAUUGAUUUCACUCACUCCUACAUACUGAUUCAGAUUUGACUGACUGCUAGGCUUGUUGAUUAAGUACGCAUUGUAGCUUUGGGACCAUGAUAAAGGAGAACAGUGUUGGACGGAUGCGACGGCGUAAGGGUUCAAAUGAGGUUCCAGCAGAUGCAGGGCAAGCUAAUGGAAAGCAAUUUUUGGUUAAUGAUCAAAAUAAGUACAAGUCAAUGCUGAUUCGCGCUUAUUCAAGUAUGUGGAUGAUCGGUGGUUUUAUAUUUGUCGUCUACAUGGGGCAUCUCUAUAUAUGGGCCAUGGUUGUCAUCAUCCAAAUUUUCAUGGCAAAAGAGCUGUUCGGUCUGCUACGAAAAGCAAACGAAGACAAGCAACUUCCCGGAUUUAAGCAUUUAAAUUGGCAUUUCUUCUUCACGGCGACGCUAUUUGUAUAUGGUCGUAUACUUAGUCAGCGGCUUGUCAAUACCGUCACAACUGACAAGUUGUUGUACAAAAUUGUGGCCAACCUUAUCAAAUAUCAUAUGGUUACCUGUUAUUUCUUGUACAUAGCAGGUUUUGUAUGGUUCAUUCUCUCGUUAAAGAAGAAAAUGUACAAGUAUCAGUUUGGCCAGUAUGCAUGGACACAUAUGAUCCUUAUUGUGGUGUUCACGCAGUCCUCUUUCACAGUCGCCAAUAUUUUCGAAGGGAUUUUCUGGUUUCUUCUUCCCGCGUCACUGAUCGUUAUCAACGAUAUUGCUGCCUACAUCUUUGGCUUCUUCUUUGGAAAAACUCCAUUAAUCAAAUUAUCCCCAAAGAAGACCUGGGAGGGAUUUAUCGGAGCAUCGGUUACAACAAUUAUAUCUGCCUUCCUGCUUGCUAAUUUUUUGGGUCGCUUCCAGUGGCUAACAUGCCCCAGAAAGGACCUAUCAACCGGUUGGCUUCAGUGUGACCCUGGCCCGCUGUUUACGCCAGAGACGUUUGCAUUACCUGGAUGGCUUCCUGAAUGGUUUCCAUGGACCGAAAUACAUGUUUUGCCUGUGCAAUGGCACGCUUUGGCUCUUGGACUUUUUGCUUCGAUUAUUGCACCUUUUGGAGGUUUCUUUGCUAGUGGUUUUAAACGAGCCUUCAAGAUCAAGGAUUUCGGGGAUAGUAUUCCUGGACACGGUGGAAUGACAGACCGAAUGGAUUGUCAGAUGGUGAUGGCUGUCUUUGCAUACAUUUACCACCAGUCGUUUAUCGUGGCUCAAAGUGUAUCGGUUGGGAUGAUUUUCGACCAGAUUGUAAUGAACCUGUCUUACAAGGAGCAACGAGCAUUGUACGCAAAGCUUGGGCAAAUCAUCGGAGAUAAGCAGUAUGGCGAAUCUUGAAGAGUGGUUUGUAUUAUGCUGGACUUUUUGUAUUGGUCCUGCAUAGACAUAGACACAUACGCGUGUACAGUCGAUAGAAAUAUUUGUCCUUUGUUGCUUGCGUCCAUCGACCCAUCUCUCUUUAAGUCUUUAAGAUGUAGAUGAGAAUGUAGGCGCGCGUCUUUUGUAUCAUUUCAGGUUUGUCCCAUAAACAGAUUAAAAAAAAAAAGUAUACUCACUUUAUGAGUUUUUAGUUUGUAUGUCACUUUUGAGGAUGCUUACUUAUAUUGCCAAAACUCCUAUUGGAGGAUUGUAAUUUUUUAUUAUUAUUAAUUUAUUAUUAUCAUUAA
This is a messenger RNA of Helianthus annuus (common sunflower), 1758 nucleotides long. RefSeq names its product phosphatidate cytidylyltransferase 1. Gene Ontology annotation, cellular component: endoplasmic reticulum membrane. The coding region runs from base 176 to 1429 and encodes 417 amino acids. The record is from RefSeq and is a predicted model, not a curated record. The transcript is spliced from 11 exons. NCBI's taxonomy places the organism in Eukaryota, Viridiplantae, Streptophyta, Magnoliopsida, Asterales, Asteraceae. Gene Ontology annotation, molecular function: phosphatidate cytidylyltransferase activity.